Molecule: messenger RNA, 2547 nt
Organism: Lucilia sericata (common green bottle fly)
Lineage: Eukaryota; Metazoa; Arthropoda; Insecta; Diptera; Calliphoridae
Product: serine/threonine-protein kinase Nek8
Exons: 15
Coding region: 1-2547 (848 amino acids)
Biological process (GO): protein phosphorylation
Molecular function (GO): ATP binding; protein kinase activity
Source: RefSeq, a predicted model, not a curated record
AUGCAAAAAAUUAAAGCAAAAGCAUCUUCAUUACCUAUGUUUAAUGGUCGUGUAUCGGAUUCCUCGACAUCCAGUACUUCUUCUUCGGUUAUAAUAGCGACAAAAAAUAAAAAACGCGCCACUUUCAAUGGUUUUCUUAAGCCCACCGUUUUUUCUAUAUCAAAUUCAGCCAAUAAUUUAACAGAAAAUCGUGAAGAAACUAUAGAUUCAGCCGAAUCGGAUGUGAUAAUAAUAAAUGGUGCUAGUUCCGAGAAGAGUGCCCAAAGUACUCAGAAAUCAUUGGGAAUAGCGGGUACAGAAUUAAGUAAUUACGAGAAAAUAAAAGUGGUGGGUCAGGGCUCUUUCGGUAUUGCGGUACUGUAUCGGCGUAAAACUGACAAUCAUCAGGUUGUAUUUAAACAGAUAAAUUUAAAUGAUUUAACCCCAUCGGAAAGAGAUUUAGCCAUGAAUGAAGUGGAAGUAUUUUCAAAAUUACAUCAUCCAAAUAUUAUAAGUUAUUUGGGAAGUUUUAUUAAAGAUAAUACUUUAUUAAUUGAAAUGGAGUAUGCAGAUGGGGGCACAUUAGCUCAAAUCAUAGGCGAACGUAAAAUGAGGGAUUACUUUCCAGAGCGUUAUGUUAUAGCAGUAUUUGAACAAAUAUCCAGUGCUAUAAAUUAUAUGCAUUCAGAAAAUAUUUUGCACAGGGACUUAAAAACCGCCAAUGUCUUUUUAAAUAAACGAGGUAUUGUGAAAAUUGGUGACUUUGGAAUAUCGAAAAUAAUGAACACAAAAAUUCAUGCUCAAACUGUAUUAGGAACCCCGUAUUAUUUUAGCCCCGAAAUGUGCGAAGGUAAAGAAUACGAUCAUAAAAGUGAUAUAUGGGCUUUGGGCUGUAUAUUGGGAGAAAUGUGUUGUCUACGCAAAACGUUUGCGGCAACAAAUCUUUCGGAACUUGUUGGUAAAAUAAUGAGUGCCGCCUAUACACCAUUACCCAAAGGAUAUUCAUCAGGAUUAAAAAGUUUACUUAGCAAUUUAUUACAGGUGGAUCCUGCUCGACGGCCCAAAGCUUCAGAAAUAUUAGAAUAUUGGAUACCAUUAAUAUUUCGUAAUCUGGGCAAACAUAAAGGAUAUUCUUAUGAAGAUGAUAUGAGUUCAACAGCAAAUUCUACAGCUAGUUCGAAAGCUGUAUCGUUACAUGAUGAAGUGGCAAUACCAGAAAAUAGUUCACGCCGAUCUACUGUAGUCGAUUUAGCUACAGCACAAACUGAAACUAAGGAAAUAAUGAAAGCUGAGACAGCUCAACCAAAUGAAACUGUAGAAAAAAGAUCUGUGUUAUAUCAACUAAAAUCGUUUGGCAAUAGUUUUAGCAUGAAUCCCAUACAGUUGCCUCCAAAAGCCUGCAUCCUAUGUGUGGCAACUAGCGAAACACAUUUCGUAGUGGUGAAUAAUGACGGUUCCGUUUAUACGUGGGGUGAAGGUACUCAUGGACAAUUGGGUUUAAGUUCUUUGGAAGCAUGGAAACAUUAUCCCAGCCGUAUGGAAAGUAUACGCAAUUAUCAUAUUGUCAGUGCCUGUGCUGGUGAGGGUUUUACAAUACUACUAACUCAAACCGGUUCCAUACUGAGCUGUGGCGAUAAUAGCAAAUAUGCUUUGGGUCAUGAUGAUAAUAAAACCUAUCAUAGUCCCAAGAUAAUAGAAAAAUUAGAAGAUAUACAUAUCAAGGAGAUAAAAGCAGGGACAACACAUGUUUUGGCAUUAAGUGCAGAUGGCUGCAUCUAUACAUGGGGUACAAAUGUACAGGGAGCUUUAGGUCUAGGAAGUCUACAAACGCAACAGAAAACACCCCAGAAAAUACUUAUUUCUCAUAUUAAAUCCAAAGUUAAGCAUAUUUUCUGUGGGCCAGAUACGUCUGCGGUACUCUUCGAAAGUGGUGAAAUGCAUGUUUGUGGUAGUAACGAUUACAAUAAAUUGGGUUUUGAAAAAUCAUCGAAAAUAAUGGCAUUGAAAAAAAUACAAUUACCUUAUCCCAUAUUGGAAGCAAAUUUUUCUUCGACACAUUCAAUAUUUUUGGUAGAAGGUGGUUAUGUUUUUACAAUGGGCUCAAAUGCUUCUGGUCAACGAGGAGUUGGACAUUGUAAUAAUGUCUUGGAAUCUGUAUCAUUGGUGGAGUCCAUAAAAGAUAGAUAUAUUGUGAAAUGCAAAUGUAAUGAUCAGUGUUGUAUAGUUAGUUCCGAUAAUCAUGUUAUAACAUUUUGGGGUACACGUAACGGUAUACCCGAAAUAGCAGAGGGCAGUUCAACAGAUAUUCAUGAAACUGAAGUACAACAACAGCCAAUGGAUUUAGAAUUGGGUAAUAAUACGGCAGCGUUUACAAAUUUCUUAGCAUCUGUAUAUAAAUCGGAAUUGGUAUUGGAUCCACAGGAUAUAUUAGGACUAUAUUCCUCGCGUGAACAAUUGGAAAAAGGUUUUUACGUUGUGGUAAAUGAUAUUUUCCCCCUACCCCAUAGUGUUUUAGUAUUGGUAGAUACUACAACACCCUUGAUAGCAUCUAUUGAAGAUUUGUCAUAG